Molecule: messenger RNA, 1812 nt
Organism: Coniosporium apollinis CBS 100218
Lineage: Eukaryota; Fungi; Ascomycota; Dothideomycetes
Exons: 1
Coding region: 1-1812 (603 amino acids)
Biological process (GO): protein dephosphorylation
Molecular function (GO): cation binding; protein serine/threonine phosphatase activity
Source: RefSeq, a predicted model, not a curated record
AUGUGGCCACCUCGACUCCGCAACCCUCACACUCGCAUCACCCGCGCCUUCACCACGGGCCACACCCAGCGCAUCUUCCACGACUACUUCAUAACCCACCUCCCCUCCUCGUCGCUGCACCCCGAUGCCACGAGGUCCGGCGGCCCGCAUCACAAGCUCCCGCGCGACAAGGCCUCACCGCACACGCCUGGCGCAACCAAAUCAGCUCCCGCGGCGCCCCCGCCCAUGGCUGGGCCGUCGCGGGAGAUGGCUGUAGUCAGGAUCCCAUUGAAGAGCGCGAAGCAUCAUUUCGGGGUCACCAUGUCAAGGGGGCAGCGGCCGUACAACGAGGACGCGUACCAAGCGGGCGUGAUUGAGAUCCCGGCGUUUGCGAAGCGGAGGCCGGUGUCUUUGACACGGGGCAGGGACCAGAAGGAUGAGGUUGUUGCUGCCGAUGGUGCCGGAGGAGAUCCGCAGGUGUUUUACUUUGGCGUGUUCGAUGGGCAUGGAGGCGGGGAGUGUAGUGAGUUUCUCAGGGAGCAGCUGCAUGAUUAUGUGGAGGAUAGCGCGAGGCAGUUUGAGCUGGAGAGCAGUCUCAAGCAGCAGGGCGCGGAGCGGUCGAGCAUGGGCGAGAAAACGAGACCCGCGGCACGCGUCGAGGAGGUCGAGGCCGAUAAGCAGAGUCUUAAAUCGGUAAAUGUGUACAGUUCGGAUGGGAUCAAGCCAGUCAAACCUCCACAAUCUGGUACAGACGACACAUCGCCGAGCGCAAAGGACCGGAGCACUAAAUCGCGGCCACCGGCUGGCGCUCCCCCGCUCGCACAAUCCGAAAGCGUAUCCAAAGCCGAAGAGCUGGAGCGAAACCUCGUCAACUCCUGGAAAGAGCUCGUAGGCGGCUACUUCAAGCGCUUCAAACCCGAGUACUUCUCCCUCUCCGCCGGCGGCCAAGGCCACACUCUCGAAAAAGACACCGCCCAAAGCAAGCAACCCUCUUCCAAGCCGCCCACCUCCAGCACCUCAAGCAUCGGUAUCGAAACCGUCCUAACCUACGCCUUCCUAAAAGCCGACUUCGACUUCGUCUCCGCGCAAGUAAACAAAACAGACGAAGACGCCACCCAAGCCGACCGCGCCCUCAACGACGCCGACAUCCUGGGCAAACCCUCUCGUCUAAACAAACCGAUCGGUGGCCCCAAGCGCUUCAAGGGCGGCAGUACAUGCAGCAUCGCGCUGAUCUCGACGCCUACACCCACGCCCUUCUGGAACCCGUCCUCGCCCUCAACACUCAUAACCUCGCACGUCGGCGACACGCGCAUCCUGCUGUGCAAGACGUCCAACGGCCUCGCCAUCCCGCUGACCAGCGACCACCACCCCUCCCUGCCCACCGAAGCGACUCGGCUGCGACGCUACGCCGCGACAUUUGUGACCGACUCCUUCGGCGAAGAGCGCAUGUCCGGGCUGGCCAACACGCGCGCCUUUGGGGACAUGGGCAGCAAGCGCAUCGGCGUCUCCGCCGAGCCCGAGAUCCGCCGCAUCGAGAUCUCCCCCGCCGAGUACUCGUUCCUGGUGCUCGUCUCCGAUGGCAUCUCGGGCCCGCUCAGCGACCAGGAGGUCGUGGAUAUCGUCAAGGAGGCCAAGACGCCGGAGCAGGGCGCGAGGGCUGUGGUGGCGUUUGCGGAUAUGGUGACGACCGACGGGGAUAAUGCCACGGCGCUGGUGAUUAGGCUCGGGGGUUGGGAGAGGAGGAGUGAGGGGGGGUUGGGGAGUAUGGGGACCAAGGAGUUGAGGGAUUGGAGGAGGGCGGAUGCGGAGGAUCCGAGGAGGGGGAGAAGGUGA